UAAUUUUUAGUAAUUUUUUAUUUGGCUAAAAGGGUUAUAUUUUGUACAAUGUCAUUGUUUAAUCGUUAUAACCAUUUAUUCAUCUGUGUUUGUUCCUUUUAUGUCACUUGUUUAUCUUUUUUUGUCAAUUGUGCUAAUUUGUCAGCAAUGAUUAGGAAACAAGCAAACCUGGAAAAUUAACCAGGAUUAUAAAUAUCUUACUUAACCAGAUUUUAUUGUUUUCAAUGGUAAAGGUUUGGAAACAAUAUUGGAUAUCAUUUUAUUGUUCAAAUUAUCUUUAAUCGUGAUUCAUCUUUUACAUGUGAAGUUGCUUGUGAAACAAAAGAGAUGUGAACAAAAUCAAGGCAAUAACGGCUAAGAUGACAAGUCUCAUCAUGAUAUGGAUUAUCAUAAUGAAUUUCAUGGAACAUGCAUUUCAUCUUUUUCAACUCCAUUAUUGGAAAAUGGUUACCAAUAUUAGUUUUACUGAUAAGCUUAUCACACUUCUACAUCAAUAUCAAUCUCAUCCUGGCAAACAGAUGUGACACGAAACAAAAUGACAACUGAUGACUGUGGUGGUUACUUGAUGUACUCAGCUUUUCUCGCCUUUCCUUAUGAAAUAAGAAAUUUACACGAUAAAGUGUUAAUUAUGACAGAUUUAUGAUACCAAUUAUGUUAAUCUUUGAACAUCGAUGAUAAAGUCAAUUCAAAUGUUCUCGCAGAUUGGAUGAAUUGAAUCUCAGUGAGUUGCUGAACAAAAUGAGGUUUUACUUUAUUUUUAUACUGAACAUUUUUUCAGUUUCAGGAUUCAAAAUUUCUUUGAAUUUGGACCCGGAUCCAAACGAUAAACUGAGCCAAGAGAAUGGACUUGAUUUAAAGGAAAAGGUUGUGAAACGAUCAUAUCAUUUAGGGUUAUCUCAAAGCGAAAAGUUGAUUGACGAAGAAGGUCCCAAGAAAUGUGAUUUUCCAACUAAAUCAGGUUCAAAUAAGGUUCAAGAUUUUCCCGAAAGUUUCGAUGUUCGUAAUGUUUGGCCAUCUUGUAUAUCAACUAUCACUAAAUCUGAUGGAGCAAGUCAUCCUUCUGCGCUUUUAAUCUCAGUAUUUCAAAUGUCUGAUCUUAUUUGCACUAUCAAUGGAGACAGAAUUGAUGGCCAGCUGACUUUUGACCAAAUGGAAAAGUCUUUUGAAGAUUUCAAGCUAAGUUCCGUCAUCACCAGCGGUUGCAGUGCCUACCAAUUUUGGAGUGAAAAUGGCAUCUACAGCGUCGAUUAUCAAAAAACGGAAAUCUGUUUACCCUUUUCGCCUCAAUGUAAACCUUCCUUCAUUACCAUGGAUAAAUAUUUUAAAGUAGAUGUUACUAUUCCGUUGAAUAUACCAGACAAGAUGAAAGACAUGAUGUCCAAUGGACCAGCAAUUGCACUCAUAGAAGUUUAUAAAGAUUUUCUAGAGUAUAAAUCAGGAAUUUAUGAAAAACGAUCUGACGAAAAAUUAGGCGUUUAUCCUUUCAAAAUUAUUGGUUGGGGGACUGAAGACUGCGUCGACUACUGGUUAGGAAUGAAUUCUUGGGGAGAAAAUUGGGGCGAUAAAGGUACCUUCAAAAUCCGCCGAUCUGAAGAAAAUGGAAUUCUGAGAAAUUGGCUUUCUGUUUCUCUCAGGGAACAACCAGUUAGCAACUAUGAAUUAAAUAAUGAACAAAGCUUCUUCCUUGCUCAUAAAGAAGACGGCUCUAGAUACGAAAAUAUCAAUGGCUGUUUGGUUGUUGACUGAUAUUGGUGACAUAACUAAUUGCUUGACUGCAAGGUCUUAAAUUGGGUUAAGAAAAAAGUGAAAAGAGUUAUAUGGAAAUUUUGUUCAGCAUUUCCGUGUAUUUAUUUGAAGUCUUUCCGUCCAUAUUUAAUUCAGACAAUUGGAAAUAAAUUGAAAAUAAACGUUAUCGCAAUUGAAA
Molecule: messenger RNA, 1924 nt
Organism: Tetranychus urticae (two-spotted spider mite)
Lineage: Eukaryota; Metazoa; Arthropoda; Arachnida; Trombidiformes; Tetranychidae
Product: cathepsin B
Biological process (GO): proteolysis
Molecular function (GO): cysteine-type peptidase activity
Source: RefSeq, a predicted model, not a curated record